Funneliformis geosporum is the source of this 180-nucleotide messenger RNA. The record is from the annotation of a GenBank genome assembly. Lineage: Eukaryota; Fungi; Glomeromycota; Glomeromycetes; Glomerales; Glomeraceae.
GUGCGCGUUCAAGGUGUUAAUCGUGCGAUUGUCGCGCCAAGGCGACGUUUAGUUUCAACUUCUAUCCCCCCUUCAGUUCCCCCUUCAACGGCUGUACCUUCUUCCCUUCCCCCUUCUUCUCCUUUUCAAUAUUCUAAUUUCACCAAUUUAACUACAUCACAAAUUCACAAAUUCUGCUAA